AUGUCAAUUAGGCUGACGAUAAGAUACCGAACAGAUUCCAUAGAAGCAAGUGUAAUGAUGACGGAUACUCUAGAAUCCUUGAAACUAAGAAUUCAGGAAAUUACAGGAGUGCCAGUGGAUUCUCAGGUGCUUCUGUUCAAUGACAGAGUCCUUAACGACAACAACAAGGAACUGAAGGAGCUUGGAAUAGAGAACGACUCCACUUUGUAUCUUAAAAAAAGAUCUGGAGCUCGGAAGGAAGGAAAGCGACAAGAUUUUACUGCUUCCAUGAUGAAAAACCCUUUAGUUAAGAAUUUUCUGAAGAAUCCAGAUGCCAUGAAGAGCAUUGUUGAGAUGUUCCCUGGGCUCAAGGAAGAAAUGAGCAAUAAUCCAGAACUACGAAUGAUGAUGAAUAGCUCAAAUCUCCAAGAAGAACUCGAAAUGUUUUCCAUGAAUCCGGAAUACAUGAACACCCAGCUUAAAAACCUGGACAUAACAAUGUCCAAGCUAGAGAACAUCCCUGGCGGCCUCAAUAUGAUAAAUAGCAUGAUUAAGGACGUUCAAGAUCCUCUGUCGUCAGCAUUGAAAGAAGGAAUGGGAAGAGGAUAUAGAGUGAAGGAGGGAAGAAAGAUAGACAAGCCCAUUAAUGAAGCAAUUCCAGGUGCCCGUAAAGAAGAGAGUCAAUUGGUGAAAUAUAGAGAUAAACUGGCAGAGCUUAAGCAGAUUGGAUUCAGUAAUACUAGAAAAAACUUCACGGCUCUUAUCGCAUGUAACGGGGAUUUAGAGAGAUCAAUAAUGUAUUUACGAGAGCUGGACAGUAAAUCAUCCCCGACACAGAGGGCAAAAUAA
This is a messenger RNA of Encephalitozoon intestinalis ATCC 50506, 828 nucleotides long. RefSeq lists its product as uncharacterized. The record is from RefSeq and is a predicted model, not a curated record. Gene Ontology annotation, biological process: ubiquitin-dependent protein catabolic process. The transcript has a single exon. Gene Ontology annotation, cellular component: cytosol. Gene Ontology annotation, molecular function: polyubiquitin modification-dependent protein binding. NCBI's taxonomy places the organism in Eukaryota, Fungi, Microsporidia, Unikaryonidae. Bases 1 to 828 code for a protein of 275 amino acids.